GCACUUCCUCUGUGCUUCCUAUUUAUAUAUAUGUAGAGAAGAAUGGAGUAUAUGGCUGAGCAUUCAAUUCAAGCUGUCAACACAAAAUAUUUCUUCUGAACUUUGAUUUGAUGACUUGGGCUGUUAACAUGAAAAGUAUCUUUCCUGAUUUUCACUGUCCAUGCUGAAAUUACCUGUUGGAUUCUAGUGACUGAGCUUUUGCCAUCAGGUGUGCACUGAGUGACUCCACACAAUUGCUGACCCCUCGAGUUAGGGGCUGCCGGUCUGAGCCAUUGAGUAAGAAGUGCUGGGAAGACUCAUCAGGAUAAGUUGAAGGAGGCUGCAAUCACAGGAGACAGACCGUGCAAUUUAUAUUCAUCAGAGAGAGAGGACCAGCACCUGGAGGAGACACUGACAUUUCUGGACAGGGACUCACCGCUGACGGCUGCCAUGUGUGACAGGCGGCAGGAGGGCCCUGGUGCCAGGGAGCCAGCCUGCAUGCUGUGUCGCCGUGCAGAGGCUGACCCGGACAUCUGUGGUGACAAACUGGAGAAGCACGGGCUCUGUGCCCACGUGUUCUGCCUGUUCUUUGCUACUGAUCUUUUUGGUGAAGAGAACGACCGUGCUGGACUCAUGGGAUUUCUUCCUCAAGAUAUCCAAAAUGUAGUACGGCGGGCGGCACAAAAGCGCUGCUGCGUCUGUGGCCAGAGCGGGGCAGCCAUCAUGUGCUGCAUGCAGGGUUGUGACAGAUGGUUCCACCUGCCCUGUGCCAAGGAGGGUGGCUGCAUCACACAGUAUAUUCCAUCUUACAGCUCCUACUGCCCUGAGCACCGUCCAGAGCAGGACGUGGAGGCGACUCCAGAGCCGGGCACCAAUUGCCUCAUCUGCUUGGAGCCUGUGGAGGAUAGAAAGACUUUCAGAACCCUGGUGUGCCCAGCGUGCAAAAGGGCCUGGUUCCACAGGGACUGCAUCCAGGGACAGGCCAUGCGCACUGGUCUUUUCCAUUUCCGGUGCCCCCAUUGCAGAAGCCUAAUGGUGUUCGCUUACGAAAUGCUCAACCUGGGGAUCCGAAUCCCCUUCAGACUGCCAACAUGGGAGGACAACAAUGCCUUCGUGGAUCUAGGAGAGAGGCACAGCAGGUGCAAUGCCAGGGAUUGCCUUUACCCGGGAGGCAGGGAGGAGGCAGAGGAAGAGGGGCCCUGGGAACUGCUCCUGUGCUCCUCCUGCGCUGCUGAGGGCACCCACAGGCGCUGCUCCGGCCUGAGAAACAGCGUACAGAGCUGGGAGUGUGACAGCUGUGCUGGUCUUGGAACGGCCUCCAGAGAUGAGCCAGAGCUCAGUGGCCCCAGCCUGACCAGUCAGUCAGGACUGGAGCCUGCUCACAGCUCAGCAGAAUCUGAGGCCAUCAGCCCCAGCUCCCGCGGCCCGGUGCCAUCGGGGCUGGCUCCCCAGGCUUCAUCCGCAGAGACCAGCAGCACAGCACGGCAGCAGUCUCUGCCAUCUCCCUCGCUGGACACCAGCAGCCCCAGCACACCAAGGUCAUUGUACAGCAGCAUCCCUGAGCCUGAGGACAGGGGCCAUUCCAGACAUGCUGGGCCCGGCCGCAGGCGCACCCGCUCCCGCCAGCAAGGUCGGGCCUCCAAUGGACCAGUCCGAUCGAGGAGUCGCUGUGACAGGCGCAGCAGGACAAGACCAAGGACUGAGAGGCCCAGGCGAAGGGAGACAGCUUCACAGGCAUCCCCCAGACGCAGCCGCUCCCGCCAGCAACACCGGGCCCUCAGUCCACCCGUCCGGUCCAGGAGUCGCCGUGGCAGAAGCCACAGGACAGCAACAAGGACUGAGAGGCCCAGGCAAAGGCAGACACCAUCACGAGUAUCCCCCAGACGCAGCCGCUCCCGCCUGCAGCGCCGGGCCUCGAAUCAACCUCUCCGGUCCAGGAGCUGCCAGGACAGGAGCAGCAGGGCAAGACCAAGGACUGAGAGGCCCAGGCGAAGGCAGACACCAUCACGAGUAUCCCCCAGACGCAGCCGCUCCCGCCAGCAAGGUCAGGCCCAGAGUCCACCUGUCCGGCCAAGCAGUCACCGUGAUAGGAGUAGCAGAAGAAGACCAAGGAAGGAGAGGCCCAGGCAAAGGCAGACACCUUCACAGGCAUCCCCCAGACGCAGCCGCUGCCGUCCGCAGCACCGGGCCUCGAAUCAACCUCUCCGGUCCAGGAGUCGCCAGGACAGGAGCAGGAGGAGAGCAGCAAGUGCUGAGAGGCCCAGGCGCAUGGGGACACCAUCUGGGAGGUCCCGCAGAGGCAACCGCUCCCGCCAGCGGCGUCGAGCCUCAACUGGGACCUCCAACAGCAGCACGUAGCCUCGUCUUUUCUUUCUAGUCCAUCUGUUCGCUGCCGGAAGUGAAGUAAAGCCAAAAGGAAGAAGAAAGAAGAGAGUGGGACACUGCCUCAAGUGUCUGAAGAAAUCCAUUACUUUAUUGCUGCUGACUUAAAAGAUUUGUUUGGAGCUUCAAAGAACAAACCAGAAAAGACUGUGGAAAUACCCUGGGACAAAGAGGAUGCACAGGACUCUGCCCCAGAUGACCAUUUGGGACUUUUGCCCAAGAACAAGGCAGCUCAGGAGUCGAGCGCGUUCAAGUUUUCCUUCUUUGGAGACACAGAGGAGUUGGGCAUCAAAGAAGGUAACAGCAGAACCCUUCUCACAGUGCCAUUUCUAAGGAAGAGCUUCUGGCAGGCACUGUAGAGCAUUGUGGUGUAAAGAAGGUCAGGACACAGGGGAUUUUCAGCAGCAGAAGUCAGUAAUUAGGCAGAAGCAUUUUGAUCUUCAUUUCUGCUUGCCAAGGCUGUGGUAGAUUAAUGAGCGGUAAGUCAUGCUUGCAUCUCAGGAAUUCUGAAAGGCAUGCUUUGAGAAGGCAUUGGGAUUUUUGCUGAGUGGUGAAAAGGCUUGUUGUCAUGCCCUGAAUCUCUCAAACAGGGAGAAAGGUGACACACCAGUCAUAUCAAGUUUCAGAGAACCCAACAAGAUUUUAAAGGAAAUGUGUGUUAAUGUAGAGGGAGGAGCAAAAGCCUGGAGUUGACCAGGAGAUCCAUGGACAUUCUGCUUGUUACUGAAUUCAAUUCUUGGACCUAUAGAAGAAGGAACCUGAAUGACACAUGAUGGUUGGGAUGUUCUAACUGUAGAUAAAAUGAGGCCUUAUGAAAAGAAGACGAAACAACAUUAAAUCGAGUCACAGUCCUGUAGGAGAGAAAAGAAACCAUGUGAAGUUAUCCAAAAUAUUUAAAAAAACCUAUGCAAAACCGCAAAGCAACGAGCCCCCCACAGUUGUGCUGAAUUCAGAAGGUAUUCAGUGUCUUCUGAAUGCAACGAUACAUUCAUUAGAAUACAGCAGAGAUCCCGAGAACAGAGAGGAAAAUCCUGGAGCAGAGAUGUAGCUCAGAAAAUCUGGCAGAAGCAGAUUCUGUCCUUCCUACAUCUGUCUUCUCCACUAGUCUUGCAGACUCGGAACAAUAAAGCCGGUAAAAGUCACAUGGCAAGAGGAUUCACGUUUCCAAGACAGCAGUUCUGAGGGUGAUGAUGAGCCUGAGACGUGAGAAACUGAAAAGGACCAAGAAAUGCAAGUUCCAUUUCUAUUUGCUGUCUACCUGGCUGUAGUAGUUGGAUGCUGUGGGAAUAUUAAUAGCAGCACUCAGGGAAUGGGAAACUGAGAUUGCACACCUCUGAGCAAUGAAAGUCAUCUUGGAAAACCAUUUGUGCUGCCCAGAGUCAAAACUCCCAGCAGCCCAUGUGAUGUGAAGUUGAAUAUGAAAAGAGAGAUGUUGAGCACAAGAAAUUAACUGGCUCAUUUUGGUUUGACCAACUCCAAACUGAGUUUGGCCAGAAGCCAAAGACACAGUCAGUUUUCUGUUAAGAAGCUGAUUAUUUUUUUUCUAGAAGGCUCUAUUUGGCUACUAGGGAAUAAAGCUUUUCAAUGUAUACCAUUUCUCUGAAGCACUGCAGUUUUAACUUGCUUUCAUGGCAUUUGAUAGCACAAUUUUGGGUGCUAAAAUCCCUUUGUAC
Taeniopygia guttata (zebra finch) is the source of this 4034-nucleotide messenger RNA. RefSeq names its product PHD finger protein 7. NCBI's taxonomy places the organism in Eukaryota, Metazoa, Chordata, Aves, Passeriformes, Estrildidae. The record is from RefSeq and is a predicted model, not a curated record. Gene Ontology annotation, cellular component: nucleus.